This is a messenger RNA of Acanthisitta chloris (rifleman), 2534 nucleotides long. RefSeq names its product telomerase-binding protein EST1A-like. The annotation marks the transcript as partial. Gene Ontology annotation, molecular function: protein binding; telomeric repeat DNA binding; telomerase RNA binding. The transcript has 8 exons. Gene Ontology annotation, biological process: nuclear-transcribed mRNA catabolic process, nonsense-mediated decay. The record is from RefSeq and is a predicted model, not a curated record. NCBI's taxonomy places the organism in Eukaryota, Metazoa, Chordata, Aves, Passeriformes, Acanthisittidae. Gene Ontology annotation, cellular component: telomerase holoenzyme complex.
AAAACAUGAAGGAGGUGAAGGAGCCAAGGCAUCGCAAAGACAACAGACGCCCAGACCAGGAGAUUUACAAGCCUGGCCUCUCCCGGCUGAGGAGCAAGCUGGUGCCACCAAAGCACGAGGCCUCAGAGAAGGAGAGGAGCAGAUCUGAGGAGGACAAGGAGGAGAGCACUGAGGACAAGGGCUCUGUGGGAGGAGGUGCUCCAGCCAUGGAGGAUCCCAGCAAAAGCGACGGCCCCAAGCAGAAUGGUCCUUCUCAGGAAAAGGAAGAGACAGAGACCAGAGGUGGUCUGCAGAGCCAGGAGAAUCUGUCCAAGCAGGAUGAAUGGUGUCCCAAGACCCCCAGGAGAACCAGGAAACCAGACCAGCAGAUCUACCAGCCUGGGAAGCGCCUGCAUUCAGCUGCCAAAGAACUGUCCCCACGGUCAUCUACUGAGGAAGUCACCAGUAAGAUGGAGCAGCUCAAAGUGGAGAGAGAUGAAGAGACUGAGAAAAGCACUGGAAAAGACAACAACAGGAAAAUGAAAUCGAGCAGGGAGGAUAGAGAGGGAAGCCACGCAGGGGAAGGAGUAAAAACCUCCAGGGGAGAUAAAGGGAGACGAACAGAGCGAAGCGACAGGACGAGGAGAGCAGGUGAUGAGGUGCUGCAGGGGAAGUUAGGCUCUACCAAGCGGUAUUCCCGCUCCGACAAGCGGCGGAGCCGGUACCGCACCUGCAGCACCAGCUCAGCUGGAAGCAACAACAGCAUAGACGGAGCCCCACUUGUGGAUGGGGUGGAGAGGAGGCAGGAACGUGCCAGGGAAAGAAUACGGCCUAGGAAGCAGCUCUCUGUGUCCUCCACUGACUCCUUGGAUGAUGACAGAAUUGAUGAGGCAGAAUCCUAUGAGCCAGAGCAGGGAGCCCCAGGUCGAGCUUCUAGGAGUGAGAGUGAAUGGAGCAGCAAUGGCAGGGAAGGCAAGGGACCCUUUCGAGUCACGUUUGACAACAGGACUGUGAACAGGGAUAUCGGUCUGGCAGAUACAGAUAAAAAAAAGUCUCUGAAAGCAUAUGUUGGUUGCAAAGACUCAGAGGCUCCAGAGUCAAGGAGCCAGAGCAGGGAGCCCCAGGGAAGGGGCGGUGGGAUUCUGUUCCUGCCUGCCAACACGGACCUCUCUGCCAGUGCUGCAGGUGCCCCUGAAGCCAGUCACCCUGGGUCCAGGCUGCUGCUUGGUGGGCCUGGCAGUAAAGGCCCCCGGGGCAGGGGCCGAGGCGGCACCGCUCGCAGGCUGUGGGACCCAAAUAACCCGGACCAAAAACCUGCCCUGAAGAGCCAAACUGCUCAGCUUCACUUCCUAGACACGGACGAUGAAGUGAGCCCCACGUCCUGGGGGGAAACCCGCCAGGCCCAGGCCUCCUACUAUAAGUUCCAAAACUCUGACAACCCCUACUAUUACCCUCGGGCCUCUGGGCAAGGCUCACAGUACCCUUAUGGUGGGUAUUCCCUGCAGUAUCCUAUGGGUCCAACCAACGGUGUGUACCCAGGAGCCUAUUACCCUGGAUACCUGUGUGGCCCACUCCCCCCCACUCCUCUGAGUCCUGAAAUGGAGCAGCAGAUGCGGAACAUGCAGCAGCAGGAGCUCAGCAAACUCCUGCGUGAGGCUGGGAACCAGGAGCAGCAGCUCAGCAAUCUGCUGUCCAGAGACCGGAUCAGCCCAGAGGGGCUGGAGAAGAUGGCCCAGCUGAGGGUGGAGAUGCUGCAGCUGUAUGAACGAUGCAUCCUGAUGGAUAUCGAGUUCUCAGACACCCAGAACGUGGACCAGUUGCUGUGGAAGAAUGCGUUUUACCAGGUGAUUGAGAAAUUCCGACAGCUCCUCAAGGACCCUCAGGGAGAAAAUGCCCAAGAAAUUCGGAACAAACUGCUUCAGCUUCUAGAUGAGGGUUCUUCUUUUUUUGAUGGUCUCCUCCAAAAGCUGCAGGUGUCCUACCAGUUCAAGCUAGAGGACUAUAUGGAUGGGAUGGCCAUUCGUAGUAAGCCUCUCAGGAAAAUGGUGAAAUAUGCGCUGAUCAGUGCUCAGAGGUGUAUGAUUUGUCAAGGGGACAUCUGCCGGUACAGAGAGCAAGCGAACGACACUGCCAACUAUGGAAAGGCACGCAGCUGGUACCUGAAGGCUCAGCAAAUUGCUCCCAAAAACGGGCGCCCGUACAACCAGCUGGCACUUCUGGCCAUCUACACGAGGAGAAAACUGGAUGCUGUCUACUAUUACAUGCGCAGCCUGGCUGCCAGCAACCCCAUCCUCACAGCCAAGGAGAGCCUCAUGAGUCUGUUCGAGGAGACAAAACGCAAGUGUGAGCAGACGGAGCAGAGGAAACAUCAGGUGCUGGAUGUGAGCCCCAGCCGCCGGGGGAAGGGCAAGAAGUCCACACUGCGACAAGUUGGAGAUGAUGCCACACGACUGGAGAUCUGGAUCCAUCCCUCCCACCCCCGCUCCUCCCAGGGCCACGAGUCGGGCAGGGAAUCCGAGCAGGACAAUGGUCUUGGGAACCUCAGCCCCAGCGAC